Messenger RNA from Brassica rapa (field mustard), 2715 nucleotides. RefSeq lists its product as uncharacterized. The record is from RefSeq and is a predicted model, not a curated record. Lineage: Eukaryota; Viridiplantae; Streptophyta; Magnoliopsida; Brassicales; Brassicaceae.
AUAAAUAUUUAAAAUUUUGGUUACAAAUUUUCAAUUUUACACAUAAAAUUAAAUAAAACUUUAAAAUAAGAUUUAAAAUAUUUUAAAUUAGAUUUAAACAACAAUAAUAUACAAAAGAAACUUAACAAAAAAAGAUUUCAAAAAAUUACAUGAAUACAUAACUAUUACACAAAUUUAAAUUUUACAACAACACUAAUAGUUAGGUAAGUUUGAUCUGGAACUUUCAAAAUUUUCAAAUAUUGUCCAAUGUUUUUUGUGUAACUGAAGAUGGUUGUUAUUGUUGUUUUUGAUGUCUUCUUCAUACAAUGUUUUCUUAUUCAUAUCGAAUAUAUUCACGAGUAUUAAUAUCAUCGAAAAUAAAUUAGUCUUCUAGCAAUAUUUUAUGUUUCUUUUUUAUUUUCUUGUUCCGAUCUAAUGUACUUACAAGUAUCAAUAUCACCCGAUUUUAACAAGUUUAGCUCGUAAUCUACAAAGUAAAAAUGAGGAGAGCUAUUUUGACUUCGAAAUGUACUAAUAGAUCAUAUAUGCAUUACAAAAAUUAUUUUAUGGAAUAAGGUAUUUUUUGAAGUUUAAUAUUAAUUAAGUUAUUUUUAUUUAAAUUUUAUAUUUUAAUAGACUAUUUUAUUAAUUAAUAUUGUUGUAAUACGUUUAUAUAUGCGCUAGUUAUUUACAAAAGUUUUAUGAAUUAAAAUUAGUUAUGACAAAUAUAAAGACCAUAUUAUAAAAUACAAAUAGUUUUGAAGUUGAGUUUGAAGUUUUGCUUUUGGAAAAACACCUUUAAACUUCAAAUAUAAAGUUUUGAAAACUUCAAAAUAGAGUUUCUUUUUGGAGAUGCUUUCACAAUGGAUAUCUGCUUAUUUCUUACUUUUUAGGAUUUGGAAACCAAGUUUAAGAUAUAUAUAUAAAUAUAAAAUGGAUGACAAUAUGGAGGCUGGUUUAUGUUAUUGUCACUUGAAUAUACUAUAUGUUCAUACACUAAACGAACUCACACUAAUAGCAUUACUCAAAAAAAAAGCAAGCUAUAGAGUAUUCAAAUAUCAAAAGCAAAGAAGAUUCCACUGUGUUUUUCCAUUGAUGUAAGCGGCUUUAGAGUUCACAUAGUUGGUCUCAUCUUUCUAUUAAAUAAGAACCACUGUAAGGAAAUCUCUCACUCUCUCACUGUAAGGCAUGGGGAACUGUUUAUUCGGAGGGUUAGGCAACAUGGAAGAGUACCCCAAAGUCAUAAAACCGGACAGUGGAGUUCUAGAGUUCUUCUCCCCCAUCGCAGCAGGCUCCAACGAGUUGAAGACUUCUGUCGGAAACUGUCAUGUGAGAUCCAACAGCGAGUCCUUGCCAAUGAUAACUCCGUAUGGAAUGUCUCUGGAUUACAACCACAGAGUGUUGAAGAGAUCGUACACAAACGUAUUUUCAAGAAAGACCCGGCAUAAGGAGAAGAAGAAGACGAGGAAGCGCAUGAGAAACAAAGGUGAUAUAUGGAAAGUGAAGCUGGUCAUAAACACGGAAGAGCUGUUGCAGAUAUUGUCCGAAGAGGGAAGAACAAACGAGCUUAUAGAGAGUGUAAGAGCCGUCGCCAAGUGUGAAAACUUUGUCGCGUCCGAGAUGAACUUGUCGGUGGUAAAGGUCUAAAUUUUUAUAUUUAUGGUAGAUCUUCAUCUACAUUAUUUAGAUGUUGUGGUUUAUGAGUUUACUUGGCAAGUUGCCAUUAACCCCCCAAAAAAAAAAAGUUGCCAUUAACCCCAAAAAUCUUCUACGUGUGUUAUUUGACUCUAGUCUAUGAUCAGUCAAUUUUAAUAUAUAAAGUUGUAUGUGUUUAAUGUGAGUUUGGUAUGUAAGAUAAUUAUAGUUUAUUAAAUUUUAAUAUAUAUAUAUAUAAAAUAUUAAUCUACCCUAUUAAAAGAAAAGUACAAUAUAAAACUAAUUUUUUUGUUCAUGUGUUUAUUACAAAAAAAAACAUAUAAUCUAUUACUUAGUGUUUAACUCGUAACCACUAUAAAAACAUUCAAGCAAAGAAUAACUAUUAUAGAAAUACUAGGAACAAAUAUGAAAAAAUUGAUAUGAAUAAAGUAGUAGAAACAAGAAUGAUUACUUUUUAUCAAAUUUAAUAAAGAACAAUUUUGUUCUAUAAUUUUCUAUGCAAAAAGAAAUGAGUAGGAAAAGAAAGAAAAAGCAUUCCUUAUUCUUAUGUAAAAUAAUAAAGUGUGUUCAGUCAUCAAUUUUACCUCUAAACAUCUAAUCUAUUAAAACAGGAGUACAAAAUUAAACUAACCCUGAGUUUUCAAUGUUAAUUACUUUUGAAUGCCACUGAAACUAUUAUUACUCUUUCCUUAAAAUUAGCUUGUCUUUUCCGAUCAUUUAAUGCAUAUUUCCUCAUUUUAAUUUAUGCAUUAAAAACGGAAACAACUUCAAACGUUACUUAAACAUAUGUGAAUUAACUUAAUUACAUGAAAACUCUCAGGCAAAUAUAAAUAUAUCUUACCACUGUAACGAAAAAAAAUUUCUUCUUCUCCUACAAUGAGAUGAAUCGAAUUACUUCAAAAGUAAAUCAAUGGAUUAUAACUUUAGUUUAAUCUGCAGUUUUCUUCUUGACGUAGAACUUGAUAUUCCUGUUUAGAUAGCGAUGGAUUAUAACUUUAGUUUUUUUUUUGAAAAAACUAAAAUCAUUAAUCCAAUUAUUCUUUCAUACAUGAAUCUAAUUAAUAAUACAUAUAAAAAGAA